This is a messenger RNA of Podarcis raffonei (Aeolian wall lizard), 827 nucleotides long. RefSeq names its product lens fiber membrane intrinsic protein-like. Bases 170 to 637 code for a protein of 155 amino acids. Lineage: Eukaryota; Metazoa; Chordata; Lepidosauria; Squamata; Lacertidae. The transcript has 4 exons. Gene Ontology annotation, cellular component: plasma membrane. The record is from RefSeq and is a predicted model, not a curated record.
CGACUUCGGAGCAGUGGCAGUUGGCCAUUGGCUGGGCAAGCGGCACUUCAGCAGGGCAGCGCACACCCAUGCUCAGUCAGCAGCACGCCUGAAGUAACGUGAACAUCUCCCUUCCCUGGGCUCAUCAUCCCGAAUCCGCUUUGCAGUCGCAGACCCGACGUUUCCAUCAAUGUGCAGCCUGGAGGUUAUCACAGAGAUUUUUGCUGUCAUCUGCUUUCUGCUUCACAUCGCUGCUCUGUCCUCAGAGCACUGGCUAACGAACGUCAAUGCGCACAUGGGGCUGUGGGCAGGUUGCCAUGGAACACAGUGUGUGUUGUUCGGGAUACAAGUUCCACCUUACAUGCAGGCUACCCGAACCUUGAUGUUGUUGGCGUUGUUAGCUGGAAGCUUCUCUUUGUUUAGCAUUACUUCCAUCUUCUUCCAGUGCCCCUUUGGCUGCAUCUCCAAACCAAGGAUCUCAACAAUAUUCAGCACCAUCGCAGGCUUAUUUGUUCUGAUUUCUGUAUGCGUCUUCACCAGCCAUAUGCGACCAACUGAUAAUUCGGGGUGGUCCCUGUACUUGGCCUGGGCCUCAAUUCCUCUGUGCCUUAUAACUGGUGGGACUGCUUUGGUAUUAGAUACUGCGAUGUUAGACUGAGCAGGAGGAUGUGACUGUUCUGCCAUUUCCGAUGACGUCUGAAGCUACAUUGAUAAGGUGUGGUGCAGAGAUAGCCUGCACUGGGAGCGAGCUGGACCUGGAAGAAGAAGCUGUAUUUUUUCCUUAGUGGCAGAAUUAAUGGAUUAUUUGCCCCCCCCCAUUAUAAUAUUAUUGCUAUAUAUUUUGGAAA